AUUUGUUUCCGGCCACGGGUGCUCCGUCGAGCGUACCUCCGGCGCGCAGACGGGAAUGCAGACCACCGCGCGCUACCCCGCUUCCGCUCCGUCCUCGCCGCUCCCUUCCUCCGCGCCACCGCCACCGCCGCGCGUCGCCUUACCCGCCCUCCGCCGCCGCGACCUCCUCCUCCUCCCCGCGGCGCUGUCCCUCCCGCUCGCCCCUCCCGCCGCGGCGCCCGCGCCCGCCGCGGCCCGCGGGCUGUUCCGCAUGCCCCCGCAGCGGCUUGCGAACCGCUACUUCCUGGUGCGCGCGGGGGAGUCCGUCUACGAGGGGCAGGGCCUCCUCCGCACCAACCCGGUCGCCAAGACUUCCGUCGACAACGGCCUCUCCCCCGUGGGGCUCCGCCAGACGGCGCGCGCCGCGCUCGAGCUCCAGCGCCUUGGCGCAUGCGAGGACGACUGCUGGAUAUGGCCGUCCAUCACGCAGCGCGCGUACCAGGCGGCCGAGAUCAUCGCGGCCGCUAACGGCGUCAACCGCAGCCGCAUUGUGCCGGAGUAUAGCUUCUUGGAUGCCCGCGGAUUGGGUGCGUUUGAGGGGAAGAGCCUGGACGCACUGCCCGAGGUGUAUGCGUCGGAUAACAUUUCACCAGACAUGAAGCCUCCUCCUAUCAGCGAUGGUACUCCUAAUGAGAGUGUAGCAGAUGUAUUUGUCCGGGUGACACAGCUCAUGUCAAUACUAGAGACACAGUAUUCAGGGGAAACUGUUGUCAUCGUUUCACCAGAUUCUGACAACCUAUCGAUUCUUCAAGCUGGAUUGAUUGGGCUAGACCUACGAAGGCAUAGCAGCUUAUUUUUCAAGCCCGGUGAGGUCAGACCAGUUGAUCCUAGUAGCAUACCUGAAUAUAAGCAACCUGCUUCUACUGUUUUUAAGUGUACAAAUCCGCCAAGUUGUAAAUAGUUCACUUCCUGUCACUGCAGUUCAUAUUUCUGUACAUGUAUGAAUAUACACAUGAGAAACCUCUUCUUGAUUAUAGCAUAUAGCUCAGAGUACGUUUUGUGCUUC
Molecule: messenger RNA, 1045 nt
Organism: Panicum hallii
Lineage: Eukaryota; Viridiplantae; Streptophyta; Magnoliopsida; Poales; Poaceae
Exons: 4
Coding region: 56-940 (294 amino acids)
Source: RefSeq, a predicted model, not a curated record